Molecule: messenger RNA, 381 nt
Organism: Sclerotinia sclerotiorum 1980 UF-70
Lineage: Eukaryota; Fungi; Ascomycota; Leotiomycetes; Helotiales; Sclerotiniaceae
Exons: 1
Coding region: 1-381 (126 amino acids)
Source: RefSeq, a predicted model, not a curated record
AUGUGUUUUAGUCGUGUUUAUGACUUUCAAAGAGCUCUCUGCGAAGAUCCUAAGCUUAUUGAAGAGUGGUUUCGAUUGGUUGCGAAUAUGCGAGCGAAAUACGGCAUUUUGGACGGCGAUUUCUACAAUUUCGAUGAAAUAGGCUUUAUGAUAGGCAUUAUAAGUGCAGCAAUGAUUGUUACUAGUGCCGAAAGAUAUGGCAGAAGUAAAUCAGUACAGCCAGGCAAUCGAGAGUGGGCUACAGCAAUUAUAUGUGGCAAUGGAAAGGGUGAAACUAUUCCCCCAUUUCUAGUGGUUCAAGGACAGGUUCAUCUCUCCAAUUGGUAUACCGAAACCAAUCUUCCUGCGGAAUGGGCUAUUAAACCUACAUCUAAUGGAUAA